Messenger RNA from Tupaia belangeri chinensis (Chinese tree shrew), 1998 nucleotides. RefSeq names its product protocadherin alpha-1. Bases 211 to 1998 code for a protein of 595 amino acids. Gene Ontology annotation, biological process: homophilic cell-cell adhesion. Gene Ontology annotation, cellular component: plasma membrane. The transcript is spliced from 2 exons. The record is from RefSeq and is a predicted model, not a curated record. Gene Ontology annotation, molecular function: calcium ion binding. Lineage: Eukaryota; Metazoa; Chordata; Mammalia; Scandentia; Tupaiidae.
UUUACAUUGACCACAGGAUGUCGCUGUAUACCACAAAGUCAUGUCAAUGUACAUCAGAUACCGAUCUCUCAAAAUUGAAGGCGGAAGCUCCAUUUUGUUAUCGUCCGAGAAGAGACAAGCGGUAGGGAGAUAAAUGAUUGAAAAUAUGAAGUAAAUAAGCUUUAUUCCGAAGGAAGGUGAGAGCAGCACGAAAGGUAUAGUGUUUUUGCGAUGCUAUUUUCCAGAAGAGGAGGCCCGGGAGCCCGGUGUCUGCUGCUCUCGCUUUUUCUACUCGAAUUCUGCGAGACUGGGAGCAGCCAGCUCCAUUACUCGGUCUCCGAGGAAGCCAAACACGGCACCUUCGUGGGCCGCAUCGCGCAGGACCUGGGGCUGGAGCUGGAGGACCUGGUGCCCCGCCUGUUCCGGGUGGCGUCCAAGGGCCGCGCGGACCUUCUGGAGGUAAAUCUGCAGAAUGGCAUCUUGUUUGUGAAUUCUCGGAUCGACCGGGAGGAGCUGUGCGGGCGGAGCGCGGAGUGUAGCAUCCACCUGGAGGUGAUCGUGGACCGGCCGCUGCAGGUUUUCCACGUGGAGGUGAAGGUGAAGGACAUUAAUGAUAAUCCACCGAUUUUCAGACACAGAGAACAAAGACUAUUUAUUCCUGAAUCUAGACUGCUGGAUUCACAUUUUCCGAUAGAGGGCGCUUCUGAUGCAGACGUUGGUACCAACGCUCUUCUAACAUACACCCUCAGCCCCAGUGAUUAUUUCUCUUUGGAUGUACAGGCAAGUGAUGAAUUCAGUAAAUCUCUUUCACUUGAACUGAAGAAAUCUUUGGAUAGAGAAGAAACACCAGAACUUCAUUUAUUAUUGACAGCUACUGACGGGGGCAAACCAGAACUGGAAGGUACAGUUCAGCUGCUGAUCACGGUGCUAGAUGUUAAUGAUAACGCCCCACUGUUUGAUCAGGCAGUGUAUAGAAUUAACUUAUUAGAGACUACCGAAAACGGAACAUUAGUGGCCACAUUAAAUGCUUCUGAUGCUGACGAAGGUGUAAAUGGCGAAGUUGUCUUUUCCUUUGGUAGUGAUGUUUCUCUUAACAUUCAACAAAAAUUCAAAAUUGAUUCCAGCUCAGGAGAAAUCAGAGUAAUCGGUACACUGGAUUAUGAAGAAACAAAAUCGUAUGAGAUAAGAAUAAAGGCGGUAGAUAAAGGCAGUCCUCCAAUGUCAAAUCAUUGCAAGGUUUUGGUGAAAAUGCUGGAUGUAAAUGAUAAUGCCCCGGAACUGGUGAUCACUUCUCUGUCUUUGCCCAUCAGAGAGGACGCUCCACUGGGCACUGUAAUCGCCCUCAUCACGGUGUCAGACCGCGACUCAGGUACCAACGGGCAGGUGACCUGCUCCUUGAUGCCCCAUGUCCCCUUCAAGCUGGUGUCCACCUUCAAGAAUUACUACUCGCUGGUGCUGGACAGCGCCCUGGACAGAGAGAGCAUUUCUGACUACACCGUGGUGGUGACAGCGCGGGACGGGGGCUCGCCUUCGCUCUGGGCCACCGCCAGCGUGUCGGUGGCGGUGGCUGACCUCCCGCCCACGGUGCUGGUGUCUCUGGUGGACAGCGGCCAGGCGCCUAAGGCCUCUUCGCGGGCGAUGGUGGGCGCUGCUGGCCCCGAGUCGACCCUGGUGGACGUGAACGUGUACCUGAUCAUCGCCAUCUGCGCGGUGUCCAGCCUGCUGGUGCUCACGCUGCUGCUGUACACGGCGCUGCGGUGCUCGGCGCCGCCCCCAGAGGGCGCUUGCGGGCCUGGGAAGCCGACGCUGGUGUGCUCCAGCGCGGUGGGGAGCUGGUCAUACUCUCAGCAGAGGAGGAGUCAGAGGGUGUGCUCUGGGGAGGGCCCUCCCAAGACUGACCUCAUGGCCUUCAGCCCCGGGCUACCUCCAGGCCUGAAUCCGUCGGAAAGAAAUGAACAUUCAGAAGCAAAUUCAGAUAUCUCCAGUAAUGUAAGUCCAACGUUCAAACUUUUAGUUUAA